AUGGGUUCUUUUAACAGAAUCAAGAAAUUUCUUGUCAUUUCAUGCUUGAUUUUUGAAUUUGGUCAUGGUUAUUAUCUUCCUGGUAGUUUCCCACAUAAAUACGACGUAGGUGAUCAAUUAUCCGUAAAAGUAAACUCUUUAACCUCCAUUGAUACAGAAAUCCCAUAUGGGUAUUACAGUUUACCCUUCUGUAAGCCUCCUGAUGGCAUCAAAGACAGUGCUGAGAAUCUUGGUGAGCUUCUAAUGGGAGAUAGAAUCGAAAACUCCCCGUAUCGGUUUAAGAUGUUCAAGAAUGAGACCGAGAUCGUAAUGUGUACAACGAAUCCCAUAUCAAAUGAUGAAUACCAAACUUUGAAAGAACGAAUCGAUGAAAUGUAUCAGGUUAAUGUGAAUCUUGACAAUCUCCCAGCGAUUAGGUAUAUGCAAAGAGAUGGAUUUUAUGUUAGAUGGACUGGCUAUCCUGUUGGAAUUAAGGUUCAAGAUGCUUAUUAUCUUUUUAAUCAUCUGAAGUUUACAGUUUUGGUUCACAAGUACGAACACGAUAACGUUGUUUCGGUGGUUGGGACUGGAGAUGGAGAGCUCAUCACACCAACCAACGAAACCAUGGGUGAUGGUUACAUGGUUGUCGGAUUUGAGGUUGUUCCUUGUAGCGUCAAUCAUGAUCAUGCUUUACUGAAGAAUGUCACACCAUAUGGUACAUACCCAGCUAAGAUCAAAUGUGAUCCGGUUUCCGUAGGGAUGAUGUUGAAAGAGAACGAGCCGGUUAGUUUUACAUAUGAGGUUUCUUUUGUUAAAAGUGAUAUAAAAUGGCCUUCGAGAUGGGAUGCUUAUUUGAAGAUGGAAGGUGCAAAAGUUCAUUGGUUUUCAAUUUUGAAUUCGUUAAUGGUUGUGACAUUUCUUGCUGGGAUUGUUCUUGUGAUAUUCUUGAGGACGAUUCGUAGAGAUUUGGCUCGUUAUGAGGAGUUAGAUAGGGAAGCGCAGGCUCAAAUGAAUGAGGAGUUAUCUGGGUGGAAGCUUGUGGUGGCUGAUGUUUUUCGGCCACCAGAAAACUCUCAACUGCUGUGUGUAAUGGUGGCUGAUGGUUGUCGGAUCCUUGCAAUGGCUAUUGUCACCAUCUUCUUCGCUGCUCUUGGGUUCAUGUCCCCAGCUGCUCGUGGCACUCUCAUCACAGGUAUGCUUAUGUUCUAUGUGUUUCUCGGCGUUGUUGCUGGUUACGUGGCGGUGUGGCUAUGGAAAACCCUAGCAGCCGGUGAACCUCGAGGGUGGUUUUCAGUGUCAUGGAGAGUUGCAUGUUUCUUCCCCGGUAUUUCGUUCUUAAUCCUGACGAUAUUAAAUUCGCUCUUGUGGGGAAGUGGUAGCACCGGUGCUAUUCCAUUCACCACCUUUUUGGUUCUAAUCUUGAUGUGGUUUUGUAUCUCGGUGCCAUUGACGUUGAUCGGCGGAUUGGUGGCCACAAAAGGUCGAUAUAUGGAGUACCCAGUUCGCACAAAUCAAAUCCCUAGAGAGGUCCCACCUCAAAGGUUCCCAUCUUGGGUCUUAGUUCUAGGAGCUGGAACUCUUCCAUUUGGUACUCUUUUCAUCGAGUUAUUCUUCAUUAUGUCAAGCAUUUGGCUUGGUCGAGUUUACUAUGUUUUUGGGUUUUUAUUCAUCGUUUUGAUCUUGCUUGUGACUGUUUGUGCUGAGGUGUCAUUGGUACUCACUUACAUGCACCUUUGUGUUGAGGACUGGAGGUGGUGGUGGAAGUCGUUCUUUGCAUCUGGUUCUGUCUCUCUUUAUGUGUUUUUGUAUUCGAUUAACUAUCUUGUUUUUGAUCUAAAAACCUUGAGUGGCCCUGUAUCCGCAAUGCUUUACUUGGGUUAUUCGUUGUUCAUGGUCACGGCUAUGUUGCUUGCUACGGGUGCAGUUGGAUUCUUGACAUCUUUCUUCUUCGUUCAUCGCCUUUUCUCAUCUGUUAAGAUAGACUAA
Messenger RNA from Lactuca sativa (garden lettuce), 1965 nucleotides. Its product is annotated as transmembrane 9 superfamily member 11. Gene Ontology annotation, biological process: protein localization to membrane. Gene Ontology annotation, cellular component: membrane. The record is from RefSeq and is a predicted model, not a curated record. Lineage: Eukaryota; Viridiplantae; Streptophyta; Magnoliopsida; Asterales; Asteraceae.